AUGGACAUUAGCAGCAGCAGCCCGUUCACCACCGUCUUCUCCCCGCGCUCGCAGGGCCGCAGCACGCAACCGUUCUUCAUCAUCCUCACCCCGACGUCCUGCCGGUCCGACCACCACCACCAUCACGAAGAAGUGUGGACGACCGCGCCGUCGUCGCCGCUCAAGGACGAGGACAUCGACGGCGAGGAGAUGGUCGACAUCGCGACCGCCGCGGUGAUGGGGCUGGGCAUUCGGGAGUACGCGCCCGGGUCGGAGGGGGAGGGCCUGGGGCUCGGGAUAUCGAUGAUGGACGAUCUUGGCGACGUCCUCGCCACCGGAACGCGGCAAGCUCGCCGAAGGGAGGGGGGCGCCGAGGCGGAAGUCAACGACGCCAGCCCGGGGUUCGAAGAAUGGGUUACCCCUCUACAGGCCUUCUCCCCCGGCCCCGCCGCGCCGCCGGUACGCCGCUACGACGCGGUGCGGAUCGUGGGCGCGGACGAGGACCCGAUGGAGGUGGAGCAGGCGAUGGAGGAUAUGCUGGGCGUGCUCGUGCAGCCGCUCGUGCAGCCGUAUGGCUGGACGUUGGAGGCGUACGCGGAGGAAGCGGCGUUCGGGACAGGAUGGUACUGGGAUGACGAGUGUUAUUAUAUCUAG
Molecule: messenger RNA, 633 nt
Organism: Punctularia strigosozonata HHB-11173 SS5
Lineage: Eukaryota; Fungi; Basidiomycota; Agaricomycetes; Corticiales; Punctulariaceae
Exons: 1
Coding region: 1-633 (210 amino acids)
Source: RefSeq, a predicted model, not a curated record